Colletotrichum godetiae is the source of this 178-nucleotide messenger RNA. RefSeq lists its product as uncharacterized. The record is from RefSeq and is a predicted model, not a curated record. Lineage: Eukaryota; Fungi; Ascomycota; Sordariomycetes; Glomerellales; Glomerellaceae. The annotation marks the transcript as partial. The transcript is spliced from 2 exons.
UGGUGGGGACCCUGCGCCGUGUGUUUUAUUGAAUUGACUUUGUACAUGUUAUGGCUGUCACGUCACGUCACGAUGUCACGAACUUGUUUUGUUUCGAUAUCGGGGUACCAAGUCAGGGAAAUAUUGGCGUCGGACAUCAGUCAUGGUUUGUAAUAAGGCGUGGCAUUCUGUCAAAUAA